GAGAAACAUGGGUGGGCUAAGCUUGGCUUUUGCAGGCUACCCCAUGUGAGUAGCUGCAUAUUUCUUUUUUAUCCAUUAUUCCAAGUAGUCAAUGCUUUUGGGUUGGGACAGUGCGGACUCUGUUUGACUGCAAAAACAGUCACUUUCUUAUGCCACACUACUGCUUUAUAUCUAAAUGAUGAACAUUGAGAUUGAGAAGAAAAGGAGAGAGCCCUUUCUUUAACAACCAGACAGAGACUUCCUUCAUCGUCGAAGCUGCUUACUGUUGUUCACUUCACGAAUGGAUCUUCCCACUCCCAAAUACUUUCAGUCUCCUCCAAUAUUCGAAUCAAAUGGGGACCCGCCAUUGGAGGGCAGGAGAAGCUUCUAUGGUAAAACCAAGGAUGACCCUUUUGCAGACACCUUCCACGAUCCUCUUUGCAAGCUCAACCUCAAGGAAACUUCAGAGUUUGUCAAGUCAUUACCGAUGGUGAACACGGUCACCUCCUCUGUUUCGACUCAGAGGAGGAGAGAUGGAGUCAACUCAGUGACUACUCAAAGACGAGUCGCAGAGUCUCCCUCAACUCCUGGAAGGCCUGUUUUUGGCUUCAGCGUUGGAAACCUUUCAAGAAAGAAUGUCCCUUCAAAGUGGGACGAAGCAGAGAAAUGGCUUGUUUGUAGCCCUUGCAAUGACUCCCCUGCCCACUCGUUGAAGCCAUCAGAGCCAACAAAGAUAUCAAAGCAAGCUGAAAACUUCAAGCCUCAAACAGAGGUUUUCGCUGAGAAGUUUAGAGUAACGGAGGAAAAGGUUUCUAAAGCAGUCUCAAGCUUUCUUGGAUCUGCAACUUUGUGCAAAAAUAACAGCAACUCCUUGAGACCUUUCAAUGGCGUUUCUGAUUUACACCUAAAAGAUAAGUUUAUGGACAAUGUAGAGCCAAAUUUGCCGACGAAGGAAGGCUUUGUGUUCAGCAAUUCCGCCAUUAGCAAGAUGGAAGUUACGGGCGCCAUUGUUGAGGUUCAGCACAGAGACAUUGGAACAGAGAUGACCCCUUUAGGCAGUUCCACCACUUCAAGGUGCCCAACUCCAUUCAAAAGCUCAUCCCCAGCUCGCCAUAACACGCCGGCGAACAGAUCCGGACCGCUCGGUCUGGUCGGCGCCGGUGACGACGCCGACAAUAAUAGCGCCACCAUCGACAUUACCCAGUUGCAGGAAUGCCAUUUGGCUAAGCUACAGCUUCCAUCUCAAUACGAUUCUGUUGCAUCGAAUUGGAGCUCGAGGGAAGAAGAGGAGGAAGAAAUUUCAAAAAGCUUGAGACACUUCGAAACGGGCAAUGAAUGUCGGAGAAGUAUAUCAGAUUCCAGAGCUGCAGCUUGGGAAGAAGAGGAGAAAACCCAGUGCUGUAAUAGUUUCAGAUAUCAGAGAGAAGAAGCCAGGAUACAGGCUUGGGUGAACCUGCAAAAUGCAAAAGCAGAAGCUCAAUCGAAGAAACUUGAGCCAUCCGCCAUGACUGGUCCACCUCUGUGUCUGUGCUUCACCUGAUUUCAGUAACCCUCGUAUCCUGCAUAUGCUUGAAAGCUACGACUCAUCUUCCAAAUUUAUUUUAUGACACCAAAAUCCCCAUUUGGAAAAAGGAACAGAAAAAAAGGAAUUUGUUUAUUUGAAUUCAGCUCUGCCAUGCCCAAGAACAUGCUUCUCUUAGUUUCUGACCAAAAAAUUGAGUCCAUACUAUACUGCCUACAAUCGCUCUACAUUUAAUGAUCUUAAAGCCCCCAAGGGAUUCAAAAGAUGAAUUGGCGAUGCAGGUGAAAAUAGAAAGGAUGAGAUCAAAUCUAGAGGGGAAGCUGAUGAAGAGACUGUCGAUGGUACACAGGAAAGCAGAGGAAUGGAGAGA
Cucurbita pepo subsp. pepo (vegetable marrow) is the source of this 1871-nucleotide messenger RNA. RefSeq lists its product as uncharacterized. Lineage: Eukaryota; Viridiplantae; Streptophyta; Magnoliopsida; Cucurbitales; Cucurbitaceae. The record is from RefSeq and is a predicted model, not a curated record.